Messenger RNA from Alligator sinensis (Chinese alligator), 2182 nucleotides. It is a transcript of the gene DYNLL2, whose product is annotated as dynein light chain LC8-type 2. The record is from RefSeq and is a predicted model, not a curated record. NCBI's taxonomy places the organism in Eukaryota, Metazoa, Chordata, Crocodylia, Alligatoridae. Gene Ontology annotation, biological process: microtubule-based process; cilium assembly. The transcript is spliced from 3 exons. Gene Ontology annotation, molecular function: dynein light intermediate chain binding; dynein intermediate chain binding. Gene Ontology annotation, cellular component: cytoplasmic dynein complex. The coding region runs from base 73 to 342 and encodes 89 amino acids.
UGCAGCCAGCGGGGGGCUGGGGGUGGGUGCUCUGCUUUCUUCGUGCCGUGCCCAGCACUGUGAAGGUUCACGAUGUCUGACAGAAAGGCUGUGAUCAAGAAUGCGGACAUGUCCGAGGACAUGCAGCAGGAUGCUGUAGACUGUGCCACGCAGGCCAUGGAGAAGUACAACAUAGAGAAAGACAUAGCAGCAUAUAUAAAGAAGGAAUUUGACAAGAAAUACAACCCAACUUGGCACUGCAUUGUUGGCAGAAACUUUGGCAGCUAUGUAACACACGAGACAAAGCACUUCAUCUAUUUUUACUUGGGUCAGGUUGCAAUCCUUCUCUUCAAGUCUGGAUAGGAAGCAGGAGCAAGCAAAGUUUGGACUGUAAUGCACUGAUGGCUGAAGCCAAGAUUCCCUUUAACAUGGCUGUGCCGCUGCAUGGACUGUAUACUCUAUUUAAUGUGUAUAUGUUGCAGUAAAAAUCUACUUCUGUUUAGUUGCCUGGGAAGAAGGCGGCGUUUUUUCUUUUUUUCUUUUUCUUUUUUGGGGUUGUUUUUUGGUUUUGGGGGGGGGGGUUUUGGUUGUAUUGCACUAGGAAAACUGUAAAUGCUUAAACAAUGGCCUUUAAGUGGGAAGAAAUAAAACUAUUCCACAACAGCUCCCUCAGUGGUAACUUCUUCUUUGGUAAGACUGGGGAACUUCUUUUAUAUUUGGCAGACCAAAAAGCCCCUGUUGUGAGUUCAAGCAGCCUAACACAAAGGAGGAACACAAGUGCUCCUUUCCAGUGAUAGUCUGGAGGGUAGGUGUGGAGGCUGUAAGAAGCUGGCUUUCUUUAAAGGCUCAGUGGUGAAAGGGGAAGAAGGUAGUGCGGUGGCUCUUGUUCAGUAAGGCUCUAAUCCAAACAAUUGCCACAUCAGGACUGUGUGUUUUUAGUACUGAAAGCCAGUCCUUGAUGUUCUCUGCAAAAAAGAAUGUCCACAGCCACAAUCUUGGAUUGGGCCUAAAACAGAUCUGAGAUCCCCACCUUUGUAUUAAGUAGUUACCUUUUGUGGGAGGAUGUCCUCUGGCCUCAGCUUUGUGUUAGUAAUCCUGAUCUCUUAGUGGGUGCGACCUAACGCUGGCCAGCUGAUCUAUCCCGAAAUUGAUGAUGGCUGACAGCAGGCAACCUGAACAGUUUGAUUUGGCGUGUCCUUAUCAAGUUGUCUCAACACUGCCUUAACUCAAAUCUCUCCUAAAUCCUCUCUCCUAAAGGGAAGGAGUCCCCGUAAUCCUAUGGAAGACCUGUAGAUAGCCACUGUCUUUCCAUGGUAGCUGUUGGAGACGGUGCUCUGUGAAUAGCUCUUCUGUUCUGAUUUGCAUCUUCUUGAGCACAGUAGCGAGUUCAGAUUACGUGCGCUGCUGUGCAAAAGAAAUAACAUCUGCUUUAAAGGCAGGAAAAUGUUUUGGUCUCCAGUGGUCUCAGCGGUGUUGUCUUAGUGUGUAGUGACUCUUCCAUCGCAGGAAGCCCCUCUCUUUUUGGGUUGUCACAAAAGGUUAAAAAAACAAAAUACUGUGGCUUCAGCAGACUUUCUGGUGCUUGCAGCAAGAUCCUAUUUAUUGGUUGCUAAUGUAAGCGAAACUCCAGACUGGAGCAAACUCAGUUUUAGGGCUAGCGAUUCCUAACUAGUUCAAGAUGAACUUGGCUCGUGGAAAGUAACAUGCCAUGCUUUUGUUUUAGUGCUUUUCUUGGGGGAGGGGAAGAGGGUAGCUGUUUUAAUUGUGAAAUGACUCGAUGACCCAGGCUGACUGCUUCCCGAAGUAAAAGUCCUUCUCGUCUCUGUAGACUGUGCAAAAUCCAAAGUAUGCCUAAUUUUGUAAUAUUGAUAGAAUCAUGUUGUAACUAGAAAGAAUGUAGUUGUCAACUUAUUUCAUGUUGAUGGAAAUCUCCCGGUCUGGGGGGGCAAUGUGCCUUGGAGUAACUGGGGCACUCCAGUGGUCUUGUCUAUUCAACUCCACUCUUCAUAGAAAAAGGAAAAGGUUUUGGUUCUUUCUAUUAUUAUUAUUUUUUUUCCAAGCAUGAGUCUAAUGUGAUGAGCCUGUUCACGGUCUCUUGUGGAGCAAGAUGUUCCCUUCAUAACUGCAAUUGCUCAAAGUACCAUUUUUUUUUUUUAAUUUUAUUUUUUUUUAUUUUUCCAAACAUUAAAGGUGAAUUGACACA